AUGGUGUGCUCAAAGGUCGAUGGUGUCACCCUUCGAUUCUGGGAAUCUUCGCAUAACUCGAAGGAAGUGCCAACCUAUCGGAGUCUGGUGACCUUCCUGAAAAAUCAUUGCGCUGUUCUCCAGUCAGUUGAACCGAACAAAGCCACCUCCGACAAACAGAAGAAACCGAAGAUAAGCGUCAGCCAUCCUACGAUCGCCACCGAUCCGCAUUUCUACCAAUCGUCAAGCAUCGACAUGAUCAUCGGUGCCGAAUACUACCUCGACCUGCUGCAAGAAGGGAGGUUCCGGCUCAGCGAAGAGGGUCCAACAUUUCAAAACACAGUAUUUGGAUGGAUCGUGUCAGAAUCUAAGUGUGAGGAAAUCUUCAAGCAAACCACAACCCGCGACGAAGAAGGACGCUUUGUCGUAUGCUUACCGAAGAAAAGGCACAUCAUUGAGCAAUUGGGAGAGUCAAGACGCAGCGCAGAACGACGAUUCAUCAGUUUGGAGCGACGAUUUGCCACAAAUCCGCAGCUGAAGAAACUGUACUGUGAAUUCAUGGAGGAAUACUCGUCAAUGGGUCAUAUGAAGGAAGUCAGCGAUGCAGAACUGUCCGGAUCAGUGUGUUAUUAUUUGCCACACCAUGCUGUUCUGAAGCUGGACAGUACAACGACCAAAUUGCGCGUUGUGUUUGACGCAUCGUGCAAAACUACAUCAGGCGCUUCACUCAAUGAUGGGUUGAUGGUCGGUCCCGUAGUCCAGGAUGAUCUCAUCUCUAUUUAG
Armigeres subalbatus is the source of this 762-nucleotide messenger RNA. RefSeq lists its product as uncharacterized. The transcript has 3 exons. The record is from RefSeq and is a predicted model, not a curated record. Lineage: Eukaryota; Metazoa; Arthropoda; Insecta; Diptera; Culicidae. Bases 1 to 762 code for a protein of 253 amino acids.